AUGGCAGGGGGAAACCACUCUGGCGUGACAGAGUUUGUCCUCUUGGGCUUCACCACCAUGCAGGAGCUGCUCUUUGUGGUUUUCUUCCUCAUCUACAUCACCACUCUGGUGGGGAAUAUCGGAAUGAUCGUCCUCAUCAGGAUUGACCCUCAUCUUCACGCACCCAUGUACUUCUUCCUCAGCCACCUUUCCUUCCUGGACGUCUGCUAUUCCACAUCCAUAACUCCAAGGCUGCUGCUGGGACUCCUCACUGAGCAGAAAGUCAUUUCUUUUCACAGCUGCCUCACGCAGCUCUUCUUCUAUUUAGUAUUCAUCACCACGGAAGCCUUCUUUCUGGCCAUCAUGGCAUAUGACCGCUGCUUGGCCAUCCGCUGGCCUCUGCACUACUUGGCUGUCGUGUCCCGCAGGGUCUGUGUGCAGCUGGUGGUUGGCUCCUACGUGGCCGGCAGCCUGAAUGCCUUGGUGCACACCACAGCUCUCCUACAACUGUCCUUCUGUGGCCCAAAUGUGCUGAAACAUUUCUACUGUGAAAUCCCACCACUCCUGCAGCUCUCGUGCUCUGACACCCGGCUCAACCAGGUCUUGAUGCUCUCAUGUGCUGGCUUCAUCGCUGCCUCUUUGGCCUUGGCCAUCCUCCUUUCCUACACAUUCCUCCUGCUCACCGUCUGCAGCAUCCACUCUGUGGAGGGCCGGCACAAAGCCUUCUUCACCUGUAUCUCACAUCUCACUGCUGUCACCCUCUUCUGUGGCUCUGCAGCUUUCUUGUACCUCCACCCCCUUUCCAGUCGCGCGGAAGAGGAAAGGAAAACAGCCUCUGUCUUCUACACGGUGGUGACCCCCAUGCUCAACCCCUUCAUCUACAGCCUGAGGAACACGGAGGUGAGGAAUGCUCUGAGCAGAGCCGUGAGGAAGGUCCCCUCCUGCAGCCAUUGUCAGCCUCCCUUCAACCAAAUUCUAACAGGUGCUGCACAUCACAGCAGAUCGUUGGACACCUGA
Molecule: messenger RNA, 996 nt
Organism: Lagopus muta (rock ptarmigan)
Lineage: Eukaryota; Metazoa; Chordata; Aves; Galliformes; Phasianidae
Product: olfactory receptor 1019-like
Exons: 1
Coding region: 1-996 (331 amino acids)
Biological process (GO): G protein-coupled receptor signaling pathway; sensory perception of smell
Cellular component (GO): membrane
Molecular function (GO): odorant binding; olfactory receptor activity; G protein-coupled receptor activity
Source: RefSeq, a predicted model, not a curated record